Messenger RNA from Zerene cesonia (dogface butterfly), 1707 nucleotides. RefSeq names its product zinc finger protein 287-like. Gene Ontology annotation, molecular function: RNA polymerase II transcription regulatory region sequence-specific DNA binding; DNA-binding transcription factor activity, RNA polymerase II-specific. Lineage: Eukaryota; Metazoa; Arthropoda; Insecta; Lepidoptera; Pieridae. The transcript is spliced from 11 exons. Bases 756 to 1661 code for a protein of 301 amino acids. The record is from RefSeq and is a predicted model, not a curated record. Gene Ontology annotation, cellular component: nucleus. Gene Ontology annotation, biological process: regulation of transcription by RNA polymerase II.
UUACAUAUUGACACAUGACAAUCCAUCAGUUUUCAAUAUUUAUUUGUAUUUGUUGUGAAAGCAUUUUACAUUUAAUGUAUUAAAAAUAGGAUAUUAAAAUUAGUAUCAAUGGUUUUCUGAAUACAAUCCCAUUCAAACUAUGCAUUUCAUAUAAUUUUGAAGUAGAAUGGCCAAAUGUAGAGCAUGUCUUGUAAAAAGUGAAAAUGUGUUUGUAUUUGAUGAAAAUAGUGUAUCAACUUUUAAUGUGUUAACAAACUUAGAUUUUUUUAUUUUAUUUAGGUAAGUGGAGAUGAUGGUCUCCCACAACAUUUAUGCAGUAUAUGUUAUGAUACUAUUAAAAAUUUUGGUCAAUUUCGGGAUGUAUUUCUGUAGAUGCUGUAUUAAGGAGUGAACUAUCAUGCAAAAUAGAUGUGAAAUCAGAAAACACACAUCUUAACAAUGUAAAAAUUGAGGAGGAACUAUAUAAUGAUGAUAACUUAUAUUAUGAGGAAGAAUAUUUAGAGGAUAAAGAUGGGGGUGAAGUUAUUGAUGAAAUUAUUAAAAAUAAACAUGAGACUGAUGAAGAAAUCAAGGUUUGUAAAACAAACAGGAGAAUAAAAGUAUGUCUAAAAAGCAAGGAAAUUAAUGAAGAAGUGAAAAAUAAUAAAAACUGUGAAAGAAGUAGAAGGAAGAGAAUAAAUUAUGAUAAAAAAGAAGAGAAAUUGCAAUUUGGAUGUGGUUUGUGUUCAAAAAUAUUUGAAACAAAAAAUAUUUGUAUGGAGCAUGUAUGGGUGCAUAAAGAAUAUAACAAAUGUUCUUUAUGCUUUCAAAAAUUUAGAGAUUGGUGGCAGACAUUGGCUCAUAGAGCAGUGCAUGAGGAAGAUGGAAAAUGUUGCUUAAUUUGUAAGAAAAAGAAGAAAAGUAUAGCGUCUUUAGAAUAUCACUAUAGAAAGGUACAUUCAGGUGAUGAGAAUAUUCAAUUGGAGUGCAAUAUAUGCUUUCAAAGAUAUGGUGAUCCAAGAAAGUUAAGGAAACAUCAGUUGCUAUCACACUCGAAUAAAAAAUACACUUGUGAUUACUGUCAAAAAAUAUUUUCUUACAGAAACAGUAUAAAAAUACACUUGAAAACGCAUUUCAAAGAAAAAUUGGUUCGAUGUAAGCAAUGCGAUUUUGCAUGUAACACAAUUACCAGUCUUAAGAGUCAUACUUUACGUAAACAUACAGCUGAUAAAGUGUUCUGUAAUGUAUGUGCAAAGUGGCUUAAGGAUCAGAAAUCUUUGGACACCCAUAAGUGCCGAGUGCAACAGCUACAAAUUUGUCCUGUGUGUGGAAAGGAGCAGAAAAGUUUAAGCAGGCAUAUGGCAUCUCAUUCUACGGUGGCGCAAUAUAAAUGCGACAAGUGUCCCGCUGCGUACAAAAAUAAAGGUUCUUUAAGAGAACACCUCGACAAACAUGCGGGUAUUCCUAGAAAACAAUGUGAGUUUUGUCCGAAGGCCUUCUAUAAUGCUGCGGUGCUCAUUAAACAUCGUAGGAUACAUACAGGGAUUAAACCAUACGUGUGCCACGUUUGCCAGAAAGCAUUUACAGGUAACAAUAACUUAAAAGUGCAUAUGCGGGUACAUGGAGAAGACUUAAUAAAAAAGAAGAUAAAGGAAGACGUGAAUUUGAAGAUAUUUUCAUAAAACAUAUAUUUAAUAAUUGUUAAAUGGUUAAAUAAAUAAUAUAAAA